Sinocyclocheilus anshuiensis is the source of this 1759-nucleotide messenger RNA. Its product is annotated as tripartite motif-containing protein 16-like. The transcript is spliced from 6 exons. The record is from RefSeq and is a predicted model, not a curated record. Bases 125 to 1612 code for a protein of 495 amino acids. NCBI's taxonomy places the organism in Eukaryota, Metazoa, Chordata, Actinopteri, Cypriniformes, Cyprinidae. Gene Ontology annotation, molecular function: protein binding; zinc ion binding.
ACCUGUUUUACACGCGUCACUCAAACACAGAACCAGGAAACAGGAAACACAUGAGUUCAGGGAAAGAGAAACUGAAGUGUAGCUGAGCUGUUGUGUGUUUGUGUCUCUGUAUUCAUGCAGUAAAAUGGCAGAAGCCAGAUUUUCUCAGGAUGAGUUCUUGUGUCUGGUGUGUCUGGAUCUCCUGAAGGAUCCAGUGGCCAUCCAGUGUGGACACAGUUACUGUAAGAGCUGUAUUACAGACUGCUGGGAUCAGGAGGAUGAGAAGAGAGUCUACAGCUGCCCUCAGUGCAGACAGACCUUCAGUCCAAGACCUGCUUUAUUUAAGAACGUGGUGUUUGCUGAAAUGCUGGAGAAACUGAAGAAGACUAAACUUCAAAGUGUGGUUCCUGCUGGAGCUGGAGAUGUUCAGUGUGACGUCUGUACUGGAAGAAAAUACAGAGCCGUCAAGUCCUGUCUGGUGUGUCUGAACUCUUACUGUCAGAAUCACCUCGAACAACAUGAGAGUUGGUUUAAAGGAAAGAGACACAGUUUGAUUGAAGCCACUGGACGACUGCAGGAGAUGAUCUGCCAGAAACAUGAGAAGCUCCUUGAGGUUUUCUGUCACACUGAUCAGAAAUGUAUAUGUGUGCUGUGUACGGUUAUUGAACAUAAAAACCACGACAUUGUAUCAGCAGCAGAUCAGAGGACAGAGAAACAGAAGCAGCUGAAGGAGACGCAGAAGACGCUCCAGCAGAGAAUCCAGCAGAGAGAGAAAGAUCUUCAGCAGCUGAGAGAGGCUGUGGAGUCUCAUAAGCGCUCUGCACAGACAGCAGUGGAGGACAGUGAGAGGAUCUUUACUGAGCUCAUCCGCUCCAUUGAGAGAAGCCGCUCUGAGCUGAUACGGCUGAUCAGAGAUCAGGAGAAGACUGCAGUGAGUCGAGCUGAAGGACGACUGGAGCGACUGGAGCAGGAGAUCAAUGAUCUGAGGAGGAGAGACGCUGAGCUGGAGCAGCUGGAGCACACACAGGAUCACAUCCAGUUCCUGCAGGUAACACAGAUCUACAAGAACAGGCUCAGAGUGGACUUGAGCGAAAUCACAUUCACCAACAUUGUUCCCAGAACCAGGAACCACUUCCUACAAUAUUCCCGUCAGCUCUCUCUGGAUCUGAACAAAGUGAAUAAACACCUCCGUCUGUCUGAGAGCAACAGGGUGAUUACUGCCACUAAAACUGUCCAGUCGUAUCCUGAUCAUCCAGACAGAUUUGAUGGUUAUUAUCAGGUGUUGUGUAGAGAGAGUGUGUGUGGACGCUGUUACUGGGAGCUGCAGUGGAGUGGAGAUAGAGGUGUCAGGAAGGGUAAUGAAUGUUGGUUUGGAUAUAAUGAUCAGUCCUGGGGUUUGUACUGCUCUCCCUCCAGAUACUCAUUCAGACACAAUAACAUAAAGACUGAUCUCUCUGUGAAGUCCAUCAGCAGCAGAAUAGGAGUGUUUGUGGAUCACAGUGCAGGAACUCUGUCCUUCUACAGCGUCUCUGACACAAUGAGCCUCAUCCACACAGUCCAGACCACAUUCACUCAGACGCUCUAUCCUGGGUUUAGGGUUGGUAAUUAUAGAUCAUCAGUGAAACUGUGUUGAUGAAUCAGAAUAGACUGAUGAGGGAUUCUACCCAUAAUGCUUUGAGCUGCAUGAUAAAUCUGUAACAGUGAGAUGUCAUAGAGUCUCUUCAUGACAUUAAUACUGCAGCUGAACUUCUGUCAGUGAAAUAACGUCAGAAUAAAUAUG